Messenger RNA from Carassius carassius (crucian carp), 2505 nucleotides. It is a transcript of the gene fam161a, whose product is annotated as FAM161 centrosomal protein A. The transcript has 7 exons. The record is from RefSeq and is a predicted model, not a curated record. Gene Ontology annotation, cellular component: cilium. Lineage: Eukaryota; Metazoa; Chordata; Actinopteri; Cypriniformes; Cyprinidae. Gene Ontology annotation, biological process: cilium organization. The coding region runs from base 109 to 2493 and encodes 794 amino acids.
CUUCCCGACGCUACGAGGUCGUCAAGGAGACGCGCACCUGUUACAGUCAGAAAGUGGUCAGUCAGUCUUGAUUCAUUUGAUUGUAUCAGUCUGGACGGAGAGACGGAUAUGAAGAAGUCCCACCGCGCUAAUGUCCUGGUGAUGUCCUGUCUGAAGACGCCGGUGGAUCCGCACACUAAAGUCCCGUUAGCUCAGUAUGAGCGGGAGCGAUCGCUGCGCGCGUGCACGGACAACAGCCACUAUGAGACAGAGAUUGAGUAUGACUCUGGAUCAGAGCUGGGGACUGAUGAGCCUCCUGUCAAAGACAGCAAUGCACUGCUGAUCAAAGACUACCACGUGACGGGCGAUCACAUCGAUCUCAGGGAGUUCUACUUCUCAAACCAAGAUUACUACCAUAAACUAGAGCAGCUGAAGAAGGCUCACCUCCAAACGAUGGCCGAACUCGAACUUAUGUAUCGCAAGAAACUGGACCUCAAGGGGGUGAGCUCUGCGGACAACAGUGAUCGGACCAAUCUUUCCCCACAAGGAAGGAGUCCAGUGAUAACCAGCAAUCUGAAAAAAGCCCGGUCUGCUCUGGAGCUGCGGCGAACUUCAGAUCUUUCUGACCUGUCUGAUGAAGAGUGCACUGCUGACAACGGCAACACUGAGAAAGGCCUUCAUAUCUCACCCAAAGAGCACAUCAAGAACAUGUGGCAGGACUUCAGCGUGCAUAAGCUGUCUCCACCUCAAUGGCACCCCUUUUCAUCCUCACUGCAGAGCUUGCCUGCUGACUGCCAGGCUGCUAGCAAACUCAAGGGUAGGACCAAGAGUCAACAGCUAAAAAAACACAAGCAAAUGGUAGACGAGUGUUGGCAUCCGAGAGUAACAGUCCCCAAGCCUUUCCACAUGACCCUUCGUGAGGCAGAACGCCGCAAGAAAGGUAUAAAAUCACGUUCAGAGAUGGAGCAAGAGAACGCAGAUCUCCGACGGCAGGUGGAGGAGCUCACUGAGUGCCAGAGGAAGUUCCGCGCCAGUCCGGCACCUGCACACGUGCGCCUCCCGCUGUACGAGGAGCUGCAGGAGCGCAGGCGGCUUCAUCGCGACUUGGAGCAGCAGCAUAUCCACACCUCGCAAAGACCCUUCAGCUUCCUGGAGCGCGAACGGCUGAAGAAAGAGCAGAAGGAGGCCAAGCUCCGUGAGCAAAUGCUCAAACACGACCGAGAGGAAGAGGAGAGAAGGAAAUGCCCCUUCAAGGCCAAACCUGUCCCACGGAGAGUGAAGGAGGCCGCGUCGGGCGAGCAGAAGAAGGAGGAGGAGCUCUACAGGGCCAUCAAGAUGCAGAUGCGGGCGAGGGAGUUGCUUCACAGCGCAUCCAUGCCUCCUAGCAUGCUUGCGCGGCAGCUUAGUGAGAAACAGGUGCACAAAGCCACCCAGGAUGAAGAGCAAACACACAGACCCAAGAUCAACACCGAAGUUCCGGACUUUGACGGCAGCUACAGGAGGUUUCGGAAGCAGCUGGCGAAGUGCAAAGAAGUGCGGCCUGUGACAGCGUGCGAACCCUUCCAGCUGUGCACGGCUAAUAUCGCCUCACACAAAGAACGCAUCAUGGCGGAUAUCGAGGCAGAGAUAAAGAGCCCAAGACUAUCACGCUGGCCAUUCAUGACCCCACCUGCUCUCUCGCCCAGAACGCCCUCGUCUUCCCUUUGCUCCUCUCUGUCCGGAAGCCAGGAAUGCUUGUCUGCUAAAAUCACAGAUGCAGCCAAGAAACGGCAAGAAGCUGUGAGAAAGGUUCUUGAGCAGAGAAAGCGGGCAGAAGAAGAGGAGGAGAAAUUAAAGGAGAAGCAGAAACAGAGAGAGAAGAGACUACAAAAAGUGAUCACAAAGCGAGCCCAGGCGAAUGACCCGCACAUGACCCUAGCCCAGACAUGCCCAUCCAAACUAAAAGAGUUCAGGAAACAAGAUCUUCAGAGACAAAGAGAGUACCAGGAGGAGAUGAGAGAAAUCCAGGAAAGAGUGAAGGGAAGACCCCUGUUACUGGAACAGGUGGCACAGAUGAAUGCUAAGAGAGCAGCAGAGAAGAUCUACUCUGCCACUCUGCAUGGAUGUGGUCUGAGUGAAUCCUUUAUCAGCAGUAAAGCUCCUGAAGGCUUGAAACACAGACAGACCCCAAGCCCCGCCCACUCCGGCAGCCAAACUCCACCCACAUACAGUAAAAACAGGAAUGAAGAUAAUAAGGAACUUCCAGACCUGCGGGAUCUUCUGGAAGACUAUGCUGAUGAUUAUGAGGAGUAUGACCAUGACAUGGAGGAAGAACACAUGGACAGAGAUGAGGACAACAGGCACAGUGAAUGUCAUGACACUGAUGAGGAGAAGGGCAACUCAUAUCAUGACAAGCUGGAUUUUGAUGAUGAUGAGGAACAGGACGAGCGUUAUAAAGAUGAUGACAUCAGCAGUAAGCACAGCCAGAGCAGCAGGGGUAGUGAAAGUAAAAACAGUGAGAAAAGUGAUCUUUAGCUUUAUUCUACA